Molecule: messenger RNA, 1692 nt
Organism: Radiomyces spectabilis
Lineage: Eukaryota; Fungi; Mucoromycota; Mucoromycetes; Mucorales; Radiomycetaceae
Product: S-adenosyl-L-methionine-dependent methyltransferase
Exons: 11
Coding region: 1-1692 (563 amino acids)
Biological process (GO): peptidyl-arginine methylation
Cellular component (GO): nucleus
Molecular function (GO): protein-arginine N-methyltransferase activity
Source: RefSeq, a predicted model, not a curated record
AUGGCUCACCGACUUGCUCCUACCGCUACACCAGCAUGGGCUUCCAGCUCUCAGUACACGCCUUCCGAGGUAGACCCUCAAGAUGAAACGUGGGAUGACUGGGACUAUGACGAUGCCGAAUCCCAGUGUUUGUUCUGCACAAAGACAUUUGCAUUACCCGAAGAAGCAUUUUCUCACUGUGCCGAGACGCACGGUUUUGACUUUUUGGGCGUAAAACGAUCACUCGGACUCGAGUUUUAUGACUGCAUUCGUAUGAUCAACUAUAUUCGAAAAGAGGUGCAAAUGCGCCCCGAAUUGGCCUCCGUCACCGAUUAUACUCUGCACAACAAACAAGCUUUUGCUGACAAGGACGAGUUGCUGCAACCCGUAUUAGAGAGUGAUUCUUUACUUCAUGCUUUUGAGGAAUUGGAGAUUGCCGAUGAAGAAUUUGAGAGCAACGUCGCCGCCCGCGUUCCUACGCCAGAACAACAACAACAACAACCUCACCAAGUUGACGUAUCCCAUGUUGAACCGACGACCAUGUUGGAGCAGCAAUUGCUACAACUGUUGAAAGCCACAAAAGACGAAGUACAGAACUUGGAGGGGCAAUUCACGGAGUACAAAGCCAUGGUGAAAAAGACAUUUUAUGACAAUGUAGCCGACGAUGUGAGAAGUGAGGUCUCUGUGAAUCCCACCACUCCUGCCGAUGAGGGAAACUACUACUUCCAUGGCUAUGCGCAAAACGAUAUUCACGAGCAAAUGUUGAAGGAUAAGGCACGAACGGAGGCGUAUCGCGAUUUCAUGUAUGACAACAAGGAUGUUUUCAAGGAUAAAAUAGUGUUGGAUGUUGGCUGCGGUACCGGUAUCCUGUCCAUGUUUGCCGCGAAAGCAGGUGCCAAGCAAGUCUUUUCGGUCGACAACUCCGCCAUCAUUGAAAAAGCCAAGCUGAAUGUCAAAGAAAAUGGCUUGGAUCACAUUAUCACGCUUAUCCGAGGCAAAGUGGAAGAAAUUCAAUUACCGGUGCCUCAAGUGGAUAUCAUCAUUUCAGAGUGGAUGGGUUAUUUUCUCUUAUUCGAAGCCAUGUUGGAUUCCGUUCUCGUGGCCCGUGAUCGUUGGUUGGCGCCAAAUGGCAUCAUGGGACCCAGCCAUACGCGUAUUUUGAUGGCGGCCUUGGAUGAUGAAUCGCUCAAGGAUGACCGGGUGAAUUUCUGGGAUGAUGUGUAUGGAUUCAAAAUGUCGGCUAUGAAAGAACCGGUUUUGAAUGAGUGUAUUGUUGACUUUAUCAAAUCGUCGUCGGUGGCUUCCACUGUGGUAACACUCAAGGAUUUAUAUCUUCAAACCAUCACCAUCAAGCAACUGGACUUUGUAUCCCGCUUCGAAAUUGAGGUCACACGCGAUACCACGAUCUACGCUCUCGGUGGUUGGUUUGAUACCUGGUUCACGCGUGACGGCCAUCCUAUUCCUCUGGAUCAAGAAGCCCAGACAAAGGACGGGGAAACCUUCCUGGGCACCGGUCCCUUUAGCGAAGAUACACACUGGAAGCAAACUAUCUUUAUCCUUCAAGAGCCGAUUCCGAUGAAGCGUGGUGACAAGUUGAGCGGUGUAUUCACAUGCCACAAGGGACUUGAAAAUCCUCGCGAACUGGAAUGUGAAAUUGAAUACACCGUCGACGGCUCUGUAACGCGUGUCCAAAACUUCUUCUUGCAUUCAUAG